CAGGCCAUCAAAGCGAUUUGGAAAGGCUCUGGCCUUCGUGACUCACGCUCCGGCACUUCGUCUGGGAAAGGCCGUGCAAUUGUUGUGACAACCUGCGUCCGGCACAGCACAUGCCGAGCGCUGGCCCGGUGUGAAGAGCACAUCAGCAAGAUGUCAGAGGUAGAAAAUACUUUCCGUAAAUUUGCAAUAUAUGGUGACACAUCUGCCAGUGGCAACGAUAUGACUGGGAAAAACUUCUCCAAGAUGUGCAAAGAGUGUGGCGUGAUGGAUGGGAAAGCCGUGACCAGCACUGACAUUGACAUCGUAUUCAACAAAGUCAAGACUAAGGGUGCCCGCACCAUCACCUUUGCUGAAUUCCAGCAAGCCAUGAAGGAGCUCUGUGGCAAGCGCUUCAAGGGCAAAUCACCAGAGGAAGCGCUGCAGGCUGUGUAUGGCCUCAUUGAGGGGAAGGAUCCCGGCAGCGUGGGUGCCACGAAAGCCACCAAGGUUGGUGGGGUCGAGAGGCUGACGGACACUAGCAAAUACACUGGAAGCCACAAAGAGCGUUUUGAUGAAAGUGGCAAAGGGAAGGGUCUUGCUGGGCGCCAGGAUCUGACAGACAACAGUGGCUACGUUGGAGCCUACAAGGGAGCUGGCACGUAUGACCAGAAGCACUAGGACUGAAACUGCUUAAGGAAACAAGGACUUUUCCCCUAUAACAUGGGAGGAGAAGCAAAUAAACAUCUCAUGCAAC
Messenger RNA from Aptenodytes forsteri (emperor penguin), 733 nucleotides. RefSeq names its product tubulin polymerization-promoting protein family member 2. Lineage: Eukaryota; Metazoa; Chordata; Aves; Sphenisciformes; Spheniscidae. The coding region runs from base 151 to 657 and encodes 168 amino acids. The transcript is spliced from 4 exons. Gene Ontology annotation, cellular component: microtubule. Gene Ontology annotation, biological process: positive regulation of protein polymerization; microtubule polymerization; microtubule bundle formation. The record is from RefSeq and is a predicted model, not a curated record. Gene Ontology annotation, molecular function: calcium ion binding; tubulin binding.